AUGGCUGAUUUCGAUAUAUUCAAUGAGACUUAUCAAGCAACAUCAGGAGUACAAAUUACAGAUGUUCCAGAGGAUGAUUUAUUCGGCUCCGAUAAUACUGCAAAUACAGAGUCAAUAAAUACUUUCAGUAAUGAUCAAUCAACAGAUCCUUCUUGGCUUGAAAACGACAAUUUAAAUAAUACAACAACAACAACAACAACAACAACAACAAUGACAUCCGAAAUGCAGUUAUUUGAUGAUGGAGAGUUAACAAAUACACAUAAUUCAUAUCUUACAAACGAUUUUUCACCAACAACCGAUGAUACUCAUACGGAUACUCAUACGGACAACACAGCCGCAUUCCAAUCAGACGAGACUUCAUCAUAUGAUAUGUUUUCACCGCCUAUACCAACAACUUCAUCGAUGAGCACCAAUAUGUUUUCAACUGGCAUAACCUCGCAAGAGAAUUUAUCAGCAUUAGAAGCAUUUAAUCGACGUCGUCAACAGGAAAUUGCAGAAAAAGAUGUUGAAGAAAAUUCAAAAAUUCAAGCACUAAGAGAACAAGCCAAACAAGAUGUCGAACGUUGGUAUAAUAAUCGAAAGAUAAAGAUGCAAGAAAAUCGACAAACAAUUGAUCGUGCCGAGGAUGACCUACGUACAGUAGCAUCACAGAAAAGCGACAAAAGUCAAUGUGAUUGGGCUAAACUCAUACGUUUUCUUGAACUUAAUUCCGGUACACAAUUAUCAAAAGCAAAACGUGAUUUAAGUCGAAUGAAAACUUGUAUUAUUAAUGCCAAGCGUGAUAACGAUAAACGUCAAACUGCCACUGGAGUUUGA
Messenger RNA from Rotaria socialis, 816 nucleotides. NCBI's taxonomy places the organism in Eukaryota, Metazoa, Rotifera, Eurotatoria, Philodinida, Philodinidae. The record is from the annotation of a GenBank genome assembly.